AUGUAUCUAAUAGUGUGUUAUAAUCUGUUUACAGUAAUUUUCCGUAAAUGUCCGCCUGAAGUCCUCAACACAUUCAGAUCAAACCUGAGGAAGAGUUUUGAGUGUUUGUGUGAAGAAACAUCAGAUGAGACAAACCCAACACUACUGAAUGAGAUCUACACAGAGCUCUACAUCACAGAGAGUGAAAGUGGAGAGAUCAGUAAUGAACAUGAGGUGAGACAGAUUGAGACACAAUCCAGGAGAACAGCGACAGAGGACACACCAAUCAAAUGCAACGACAUCUUUAAAGCUUUACGUAAACAAGACAAACCCAUCAGAAGUGUGCUGACAAAGGGAGUCGCUGGCAUUGGAAAAACAGUCUCUGUGCAGAAGUUCAUUCUGGACUGGGCUGAAGGGAAAGAGAAUCAGGACAUCCACCUCAUAUUUCCACUUCCUUUCAGAGAGAUCAAUCUGAUGAAGAACCAAACACUCAGUCUUUUGGAUCUUCUCCAUCUUUUCUUCCCAGAGACAAAAGAAAUGGAAAUCUCCAGCGGUGAAUAUAAGGUGUUGUUCAUCUUUGAUGGUUUGGAUGAGUGUCGUGUGUCUCUGGAUUUUCACAGCAGUGUGAGGUUGUGUGAUGUCAGUGAAGCAGCCUCAGUGGACGUGAUGCUGACAAACCUCAUGAAGGGGAAUCUGCUUCCCUCUGCUCUCAUCUGGAUCACCUCCAGACCAGCAGCAGCUGAUCUCAUCCCCUCUGAGUGUGUUGAUCGAGUCACAGAGGUACGAGGCUUCACUGACAAACAGAAGGAGAAAUACUUCAGCAAGAGAAUCAGUGAUGAGAGUCUGAACAACAGAAUCAUCUCACACCUGAAGUCAUCCAGGAGCCUCUACAUCAUGUGUCACAUCCCAGUGUUCUGCUGGAUUUCAGCCACUGUUCUAGAGAGAAUGUUGAGUGAAGCAGAGAGUGAAGGAGAGAUCCCCAAGACUCUCACUCAAAUGUACACACACUUCCUGAUCAUUCAGACAAACAUCAAACAUCAGAAGGACUAUGAGAAGAAAGUGAAGAAUGAUGAAGACAUGAUCUUCAAACUGGCCAAACUGUCUUUUGAGCAGCUUGUGAAAGGGAACCUGAUCUUCUAUGAUGAGGACCUGAGAGAGUGUGGCAUUGAUGUAGCAGAAGCAUCAGUGUACUCAGGAUUGUGCACUCAGAUCUUCAGAGAGGAGUUUGGCUUGUAUCAGGGGAAAGUUUACUGCUUUGUUCAUCUGAGCGUUCAGGAACAUCUCGCAGCUCUUUAUGCUCACAUCUCCUUCAUAAACAACAAGAGAAAUGUGUUUGGAGCAGGUCUGUUUUCUAAAAUAUUGGACAGAGUGAAAAAUAAAUCAUCAGAGCAGGUUUUAUUAUCUGAGCUGCAUCAGAGAGCUGUAGAUGAAGCUUCACAGAGUCAGAAUGGACAUCUGGAUCUUUUCCUGCGUUUUUUUCUGGGUCUCUCACUUGAGUCCAAUCAGAUUCUCUUACAGGAUCUACUGACACACAUGAGAAGAUGCUCCUACAAGAAAGAGAAAACUGUUAAGUACAUUAAACAGAAGAUCAGUGAGAAUCUGUCUCCAGAGAAAUCCAUCAAUCUGAUUCACUGUCUGAAUGAACUGGAUGAUGAUUCACUGCUGCAGGAGAUUCAACAUUUUUUUGAGGGCGCGUAAAUGACAGAAUGAAAAUAUUUUGAAGCCUUUCCCUUUAACAGAUUUUCUGUCCAAUCCAUCAAACUGACAUUAUAAGAGACGGAUCGGCACUUCAAAACAGAAGUAUAUUUACAGAUGACAUAGUUUACAGUUGAAUUGAUACAUUUAAUUGAUUGUAUAUAUUGUGUGUGUAUAGUACACUCUGUUUAAUUCUAUGUAUUAUGCACUGUCAUUUUAUAUCAUCAGAUUAUUUCAUGUACACUUUUCCGAACAUGUUGGAUGUAAUAAAAUGUAAUAAAACUGUCUUUUGUUAGUUGAGAGAAAUAAAUGC
This is a messenger RNA of Triplophysa dalaica, 1987 nucleotides long. RefSeq names its product protein NLRC3-like. Bases 1 to 1677 code for a protein of 558 amino acids. The record is from RefSeq and is a predicted model, not a curated record. NCBI's taxonomy places the organism in Eukaryota, Metazoa, Chordata, Actinopteri, Cypriniformes, Nemacheilidae. The transcript is spliced from 2 exons.